UUCGUAACAUCCGCCUCGCGCAAGGGGAGGGGGCGCUGUAGCAAACACAGUUAUGCGCAUGCGCUCGGCACAUAGCAACACUCGGUCAACGGAGGAGCAGAGGGAUCGUCAAUGCAGAUUUUGGGGGCAAAAGGAGAUUAAUCACCCCAAACAGACUCGCAGGAAUCAUGGGGAGUGUGUUCCUGCCAGCGGACGCAGCCCACUCGGUGCUGCGGCGGCUGCGCAGGGCCAACUUCUUGCUGGAGGAGAUGAAACAGGGGAACAUCCAGAGGGAGUGUCGUGAGGAGAUCUGCACGUAUGAAGAGGCUCGCGAGGCUUUCGAAAAUGACGAGAAGACGAGACGGUUUUGGGAGGAGUAUGUGCGGGAGAGCAGUCCAGCUGGAGGGCUGGAGACGAUGGCUGGUGGAAUCCACUCUCUCUACCUGAUCAUACCUUUGGUGCUGGUUUUGAUCGUCAUGGCCGCCAUUGCAAUCGCAGUGUGGCGCUGCCAGUCCCGCAAGCGCUCACAGCGCAACCCCAGCAUGGGACACUCGCGUCAAGACCACGUCCUGUCAGUGGUCUCUAUGGACCAUUGGGGGAGGGAUUACCAGCAUGGUGACCAAUCAGAACUCAGCGUACAUAGCAGCCCAGCUUAUCCAGGCUCCGAUCUCACAUCAGGGAGAGGAAGUGCUGGAGACCCUCCUCCAUCGUACGAGGAAGCUGUGGGCCACACGGAUGUCCAGAUAGAGACAGAGCCACCGCCACAGUAUGAGGAUAUUGUCAACACCAGCACUACUUGUGUCAGUGGGCGCAAGUAAACCUGUCUCUCACUAACACUGCAAAAAAAGCCCUAACCUACACUUAGACUGUCUUAUCACCUAGCAGUGCCACUGUUGUGGGAUCACCAGCCUUCCUCAUUCAGCAGAAACACUCUUCACUGCCUGGAUUAUGGACUAAUGCACAGUUUAAAAUUUGCACUAACAUGUCAUCGGUGAGGUGAUCUAAACACAAAAGGGAACAAUGAUACUGCAAUACCAAAACCAACCAACACCUCACUUGUUUCUUCGAGUUGCAUCUAUGCUGUCACACAGUAGCAAAUUUUUUACCUCAGCAGGUAAAGCAAAUGUCUCAUUUGGCAUAAGAAAAAUGUUAUGAUUGGCUUGAGGCUGGAAGCCUUUCAGAAAGGGUAUGCGGGUGUUGAACCGAUGCUUUUCUUUUUUGUUUCACUCUGCCACGUCAGAUGUUUUAUAGUAGUAAACAAGCAUCUAGUGGCAUUCACAGACACAGCAACAUCACAGUUGAAACAUACUUGUUAUCAAGUGGCAAAUCUAAGUCUGAUAUUCACACUUUAGCUCUGGUUUAGUUGAGUAACUCUAUUCUUGCAGAAAAUACUAAAAUUCCCCACCAGUCACUCUUCUAUUCUAAAACUACUUACUGGUGGUUUUGUGCAGGACAGGAUCUGUGUGUCUGACAUGUCUGAGCUUGUUAAAUUGUGGGUUAAAUGUUUCCGCCAAAUAUCCAAAACAUUUAGCCACAACCGAAGACUCAGCGAGCUGUGGCCUAAUUUUCAUCACUACUCAUAAGUGAGUUUUAAAUAGUCAAGCUGCCAAACCCUAAGCAUCGGCCCAGCUUCAGGAUACACUUAAGUAUUUGACAUUACAUUUAAGACCACCAGCCAUAAAUGGGGAUGCUAAAAUAGAUGUAGGUGGGUGCACGUGUUUCUAUUCUUUGGCACAUGACGUGGUCUGAACAUGUGAGGUUGGAUCUGGAUCAGCACUGUUGAUGGUCAGAGCUCCCUGCUCCAUGCCUAUCAGGCUUAGGGCCUGCUUUAACUGUGAAGACUUUCCUAUAAAACACAUCUAACUGAUACGGCACAGUCUUGUGCUGUGCUGCUUUUCAGCUACUUUGCAGUAACACAGUAGUUGUGGAGUGAUUUGCACAGCAAUGAGGGACAGUGAGCAAUACAAUAUAGACAGGUUUGGGCAAAGCCCCAUAUUUAACGCCACUAUGAUUUAGCACGUGUAAUGUACCUGUAUAUAGAUAUACAUAAAAGGAUUUGUGAUAAGAGUUACAGUGAAACAGAAAUGCAUGGGAUGCAUUAAUAUUAAUGUAACAAUUAUACAUUAGGUUGUGAAUAAUAAUGAAGGCACUUUGUGUUUAGGUUCAGCUAUAUAAUGACAAGUAGGACAGUGUGGUUGGAUGUGUUCAACAUGAUUUUAAGCAUUGAUAAUGUUACUGUAAUCCUCUGAUGAAAAAGUGCUCAAGCUCUUUAUGCAAUGUUGCUGCAUACAUUCUUAAAACCAAAUACAUCUAUAAUAUUUACUGACACUGAAUAACGUCACUCUGUCUACACCUCAGACUAUGAGCACUGGUUAUUAUUAUACAGUUGUUUGAUCUAUGAACCUCAGCACUAGCUAUGACCUCGAACUGAGUUGUGCUGGUAGUGGUUGAGAUUUUGGUUAGGUCAGUUGUACCUACUGAGGCCUGUUUUUACAGUGCCUUAUCAAACGUUAUGAAACAUUAAAUGCAAGGGAACUUGUAAUAUAUCAUUAUGUACAAAAGCUUGAAUUAAUUUCUAAUAAAACAUUGAAAAGUG
This is a messenger RNA of Betta splendens (Siamese fighting fish), 2575 nucleotides long. It is a transcript of the gene prrg1, whose product is annotated as proline rich Gla (G-carboxyglutamic acid) 1. Gene Ontology annotation, cellular component: extracellular region. Gene Ontology annotation, molecular function: calcium ion binding. NCBI's taxonomy places the organism in Eukaryota, Metazoa, Chordata, Actinopteri, Anabantiformes, Osphronemidae. The transcript has 4 exons. The record is from RefSeq and is a predicted model, not a curated record. The coding region runs from base 168 to 797 and encodes 209 amino acids.